This is a messenger RNA of Phycodurus eques (leafy seadragon), 4662 nucleotides long. It is a transcript of the gene tnxba, whose product is annotated as tenascin XBa. Lineage: Eukaryota; Metazoa; Chordata; Actinopteri; Syngnathiformes; Syngnathidae. The coding region runs from base 233 to 4462 and encodes 1409 amino acids. The record is from RefSeq and is a predicted model, not a curated record. The transcript is spliced from 14 exons. Gene Ontology annotation, molecular function: protein binding.
GAACUCAAAAAACAAACCUGCGCUCACAGACCAAAAUGUAGCUGGUGGUUCUGCUGCUGUUAAAGAUAGGGCCCUACCCUCUGCGGAUCAGGCAACUGUAAAAAAGGCUGCCAUUGACACCAAAGUAAAGCCUGCCCCUGCACAGCAAAUCAAGGUGGUCAUUGCUAAUGACUGCGAGUCAAACAACACCAAAGAGCAUGAAGUGAGCCUAAAACCUGGUACUCCACUGGUCAUGACACAUAAGAUCAGUUUGAUGCCCGGUGGCUGUGCUGGCGGCUGUGAGGCUGAGAUGGCUGAGAUGAAAAGACGCUUGGCCAGGCUGGAGAGAGAGAUGUCCUUGCUGAAGGACAAAUGCCCAUGUUCUGCAAAUUGCCCAAAUGAUUGUAGUGGCAAUGGACAAUGUCAGAAAGGAAAAUGCAUCUGCCAAGAAGGAUUCACAGGUCUAGACUGCCAUAACUGUGCCCAGGGAGCAGAGUGCAAUAAAAAAGAAGCCAAAGGGAUAAUCAAGGUAAAAGUGGACACAGAAGCCCAGAAAGUGAACAAAGAAAGAACUACUAUCAGGGAAAACAUCCAGGAAAGAACCAAAACAGUAGAGCAGGUACAACUGGAGAAGAAUGACCAGAAGAAGGGGACGGAUGCCAAGGAGAGUGACACCAAAUCAAAGUUAGCCACAACUGCUAAAUUAAGUCUUUCAAAGGCACAAAUUAACCUGGGUGCUUCUGAGAACAAAAUUAGAAUCAAAGGUUCCACAAAGACCACCGGCCCUACUGUUGGCCAAAUUUUGUUGAAGCAUGAAGGAAGAAAGCAAGAGGAGGCCCGCAAAGGCAAAACUAUGGUCUUUGGUGCUAAAAAGACUGAGUUUAAACUGGUCAAGGAAGGAACCAUGGUUAAAACAUAUUCAAAAUCAGAUCACCUUAAAGAUGAACCUCAAGCUAAUGUUACACAGAAUGAUAUAACGAAUUUAAAUGGAACAGCAAAAUUUGCAACAAUUCUUACCAGGAUUAAGGCAACAAACAAAACUUUAGCUGGAAAAGACAGUAGGGAGCAAUCUACACUCAUUGAAAAGAAUUCAACUCAACCAUCUGGGUCAAAGCAGAUUAAAAAGUUAAAAGUGGAUACUGUAACUGUACACUCUGUUAAUGGAAACACUGGAAAACAGACAGGUACUGCAAACGUGCCUUCUGUUGAAGACACAAACACAGAUGCUACUAAAACCGGACUAGGGAGAUAUUCAAUAACUGAUGUUAAAACUGGACAUACAUCUACAUCAGUGGUCUCUGUUGAUGACAGAAAAUCAGACGCUAGCAAGACCGGAAAGGGGAGGGAUACUGUAACAGGGCACUCUGUGGAUGGAAAGUCCGGAAAGGGGGGAGAUACAAUAACCUUGCAUUCUGUUGAUGGCAAGACUGGACAAGGCAGACAUACUGCAAGUGCACACUCUGUUGACAGUAGACACACAGAUGCUAGCAAGACCGGAAAAGGGAAGGAUACCAUAAAAGUUCAUUCUGCUGAUGCCAAGACUGAACAAGGCAGACAUACUACAACUUUCCAGGCGAUGGAGGACAGAAACGCAGAUGCUAGCAAGACUGGAAAAUGGAGAACUACUAAAACGUUGCACUCAAUUGAUGGCAAGAUUGUACAAGACAGCAAUACCACAACUGUCCACGAUGUGGAUGGCAAGGCAGAACAAGGCAGACAUACGACAACUGUGAACUCUGUUGAUCGUAAGACUGAACAAGGUAGACAUACUACAACUGUUCACUAUGUUGACGACAGAAACACAGAUGUUAGCAAGACUGGAAAAGGGAGAGAUACCGUAGCAGAACAUUCUGUUGAUGGCAAGACCGGGCAAAGCAGUGAUACCAUAACUAAGAACUCUGUUGGUGGCAAGACUGGACAAGGCAGAGGUACUGUACACUCUGCUAACGGUAGGACUGCACAAGGAAGACAUACUACAACUGUGCACUCUGUGGAUGGCAAAGCAGAACAAGGUAGACAUAGUACAAAUGUGCACACUGCCGAUGGCAAGAAUGAACAAGGCAGACAUACUACAAUUGUUCACUCUGUUGAUGACAGAAACACAGAUGCGAGCAAGAUUGCAAAAGGGAGCGAUACCAUAGUGCAUUCUGUUGAUGGCAAGACUGGGCAAAACAUAGACAUCAUAACAAGGCGUACUGUUGGUGGCAAGACUGUGAAAGGCAGGGGUACUGUGCACUCUGUUGACGGCAGGACUGCACAAGGUAGACAUACUACAGCUGUACACUCUGUGGAUGGCAAGAUUGACCAAGGUAAACAUACGGCAACUAUGCACUCUGUUGACAGCAGGAACACAGAUGCUAACAAAACUGGACAAGGCAGAAAUACCAUAACAGUUCACUCUGUCGAUGCCAAAACUGGAAAGGGAAAAGAUAUUUCAACUGUGCAUUCUAUCAAUAACACAGAUGCUAGCAAAAAAGGAAAGGGGACAGUCACCCUGAAGAGUCAAUACUUAGUUAAUGCCUCUGUUGCAGCCACUUCAGACAAAGCUCGAGUAUCCCACAGCCAAACAACUACCCAUGGCGGCUCUAUUAAAACUGCCACUAGGACAGGAGGAUUAGGUUCUGUGAAGGUUGUAAACAUCUCUUCCCACAGCUUCAUCAUUUCAUGGACAGCACCACAAGGAAUGUUCAAGAAAUUCACAGUGAUCAGAAGAGAGCCGCAAACAGAAGGCGAUGAGGAGGAGUAUCAGGACUUUGAAGAGGAAGCUUUUGAGACAGACAAUAUACACGCAGAAAAGAAUACAAUGGAGGUCCAGGUGCACAAGGAGAGCACGUCUUCUUCGAGUAAAGUUGUUGCAUCAAGAAGUCAAGCGGAAACCAAGAGGAUCAUGCUGGUGGUGCCUGGCAGCGUGCGGUCAGUUGAGUUCAGUAACCUUCGCACUAACACCCGGUAUGUCCUGGACAUAUACGGUACUACAGACGACAGAAGAUCCAAGAUUCACAGAGUUAUUGCAACUACAGGUCCUGAGCCAGCCACAGAUAUGCUUUUCAGUAAUAUAACAGAGACAUCACUCAUGGUCUCCUGGUCCACACCCAAGACAACAAUCACAGGCUACACAAUCACUUAUACCCGCAUUGUCACAGGUGAGACCCAUUCAGUGAACUUGGACUCCCAGAAGACUCAUGUGGUUCUUUCCAAGUUGUCCGCUGGAUCGUCCUACAUAAUCACUGUUACCACUACACAAGGCAGAGUCCAGAGUGAUGCGCUUGUGUCCAUUAUCACCACAGUGCCCGCACCGCCGACCCACCUCCAGGCCAUCAAUGUGACAGAUACCAGAGCAGUGCUGCAAUGGACUCCGAGCAUGGGAAAGGUAGACCGUUUCAUCGUCAGCUACGAGUCCUCCAAGACUCCUAAUGUGACCGUGACAGUGAUGGUGUCUGGAAACUCAGUGGAGCACCAGCUGAGAGGCCUGCAGAGAGGCACCGUGUACACAGUCAAAGUCCUGAGCCAGAAGGACAGUCUUCAGAGCACAGCCAUUACAACGUCUUUCACCACGGCCAAUGUGGUCAGAGCCAGUGAAGUGGGUCCUCGCUCUGCUCUGAUUGUUUGGAGAAUUUCCACUGUGGUUUAUCACACCUACAGACUGACCUACCAAGUAGUAGGAGAGGAGGCUAAGGAGCUUAUCCUGGAGCCCAUCAUCACAGAGUAUAAACUGACAGGGCUGUUACCCAUGUCACGCUAUAAUGUUCUGGUAGAAGGCGAGAGAGAUGGACAUUACACAUCAAUUGUAACCACCGAAUUCAUCACAGGGAGGCUGCGUUUCCCCUACCCGACUGAGUGCUCUCAGGAGCUGCUGAAUGGAGCUCUUCAAUCAGGGGAGGUGGACAUCUACCCUCAGGGGAAAGAGGGCCAGGUCUUCAGAGUCUACUGCGACAUGGAGGCUGAUGGAGGCGGUUGGACGGUGUUUCAAAGAAGAAUGAGUGGAAAGACAGACUUCUACAGAACCUGGAGUGAAUACAGAGAUGGCUUUGGAAACCUCAGUGAAGAGUUCUGGCUCGGAAAUGAGAUUCUGCACAACUUGACCAGCAUCGGUCCUGUGAGUUUGAGGGUAGACCUGCAAUCCAGAAAUGAAACGGCUUAUGCUCACUACGCCAACUUUUCCAUUGAUUCUGAGGAGAAUAAUUUUGCCCUCAUGGUGUCUGGAUACACAGGAACAGCAGGUGACUCGAUGAGGUACCACAAUGACCGUCCAUUCUCAACCCGGGAUAAGGACCCAGACUCUUUGGGGAUCCACUGUUCUCGGGCCUACAUGGGAGGCUGGUGGUAUAAAAAUUGCUACAAAGCCAACCUCAAUGGGCUUUAUGGCAUCAACACUAAUAAUCAGGGAGUGGUGUGGAUAGACUGGAAAGGUAAAGACUCCUCCAUUCCCUUGACCGAGAUGAAGUUCAGACCGUCCAGGUUCUCUCCUGCGACACAUGGCUAAGGAUUGCGCACGCUCUCAAGAACUCCAGAUGAAGGAGGGCGUGUCGUCGUUGUUGUAUGUCACUUUUCACCAGUUUGUUUUGUGAGUGUGUUCCACUCCCUCAGGGCCUCAUCUUUGUUGAGCUCUGCAGGGAUGCAUUCUGUUACAUUUCUACUUUUCUGUCAGGCCCACCCAGUUCAACAGGGUGACGUUUGACUCAU